CCAGAUCCACUGUGCUCCCAGCCGGUGACCGGCUAGCAUCUUGGGCCAUUUCCUCUUCGUGCCCUGUCCGCGUCCCCUCGUCCGAUCGAUCGAGAUCCCCAAGGGUCUCUAAACCCUAGCUCGCGAAGGACCGAUGAGGCUCCUCACCGGGCUUUACGUCUCCUUGCUGGUGUUCUGUGCGUCGUGGGAUGCUAUCUACGGCGCCUCCGACUCGAAGCAGGAUGAAGAAGCGAAGGAGACGAACAAGUUCCGGGAACGCGAAGCCAGCGAUGAUAUGCUCGGAUAUCCCACCUUAGACGAAGAUUCUCUGUUGAACACCAAAUGUCCAAAGCACGUUGAAUUGAGAUGGCAGACUGAAGUUAGCUCCAGCAUAUAUGCGACCCCCUUGAUUGCUGAUAUUAACAGCGAUGGCAAGCUUGAGGUGGUGGUGCCAUCGUUUGUUCAUUAUUUGGAAGUGCUGGAAGGUUCUGAUGGAGAUAAACUACCAGGCUGGCCUGUCUUCCACCAAUCAACAGUUCAUUCAAGUCCUCUCUUAUAUGAUAUUGAUCAGGAUGGUACGAGAGAAAUAGCUCUGGCUACUUACAAUGGUGUUAUUAAUUUUUUCAGGGCCUCAGGCUAUAUGAUGAUGGACAAACUAGAGGUACCUCGUAGAAAAGUUCGUAAGAACUGGUAUGUUGGCUUGCAUCCAGACCCCGUGGACCGUUCUCAUCCAGAUGUUCAUGAUGAUUGGUUAGUUCAAGAGGCUACUGUUAUGAAUGCAAUGUCUCAUAUGAAUGGAAGCACAUCUGGGUUAAAUAAUUCCGUUAAAUCAAAGGUUGGUGACGCUGGCUCAUUGAAGAAUGGAUCCAAGCCAGACGAUCAAGGAAAACAUGAUCCUGCUCAAGCAGGUCAAGAUAAUGUGCUGGUGAACAAUCUGGAUAAUACCACCAUGCAUAGUGUAUCACCAGGAAGUACCUUGGCAGAGAAUGCAACACAUUCUCAACGGAGACUUCUUCAAGACACUGAUUCAAAAGGGGCUCAAGAGGGAACUUCUGUAUCUCAUGCUAGUGAUAACAGUUCACAUGCAACAACUGUGGAAAACAAUGAGGUUCUGGAAGAAGAUGCUGAUUCAUCUUUUGAUUUUUUCCAGAAUUCAGAAGAUCUAGCUGAUGAGUAUAGUUAUGAUUAUGAUGAUUAUGUUGAUGAAUCCAUGUGGGGAGAUGAGGAAUGGACAGAAGUGAAACAUGAGAAAAUGGAAGAUUAUGUGAACAUAGAUUCUCACAUCCUAAGCACUCCAGUAAUUGCAGAUAUUGACAAUGAUGGCAUACAAGAGAUGAUUGUUGCAGUGUCCUACUUCUUUGAUCGUGAGUACUAUGAUAACCCAGAGCAUUUAGCAGAUUUGGGUGGCAUUGAUAUCGAAAAAUAUGUAGCAAGUGGCAUUGUUGUUUUCAAUCUUGAUACAAAACAAGUCAAAUGGACUGCUGAUCUUGAUCUGAGCAUUGAUACUGGAAGCUUCCGUGCAUAUAUAUAUUCUUCUCCUACAGUUGCUGAUUUGGAUGGUGAUGGAUGUAUGGACAUACUUGUUGGCACUUCAUAUGGCUUGUUUUAUGUUUUAGAUCAUCAUGGUAAGGUGAGAGAGAAAUUUCCACUUGAGAUGGCUGAGAUUCAGGGACCAGUGGUGGCAGCAGAUAUAAAUGAUGAUGGUGAGAUUGAAAUAGUGACAGCUGAUACCCAUGGAAAUGUUGCUGCAUGGAAUGCCCAAGGAGAUGAAAUUUGGGAAGUACAUCUUAAGAGUCUCAUACCACAGGGUCCCACCAUAGGUGAUGUUGAUGGGGAUGGUUAUACCGACGUUGUAGUCGCAACAAUCUCAGGAAAUAUAUACGUUCUCAGCGGAAGAGAUGGUUCACAAGUUCAUCCCUUCCCAUAUCGAACUCAUGGGAGGGUGAUGAGUCAGGUUCUUUUAGUUGAUUUAAGCACACGCGAUGCAAAGUCAAAGGGGCUGACUCUUGUUACAACUUCAUUUGAUGGUUAUUUGUACUUGAUUGAUGGUGCCACAUCAUGUGCAGAUGUCGUUGACAUUGGCGAGACUUCAUAUAGCAUGGUCUUGGCUGAUAAUAUUGAUGGUGGAGAUGACCUUGAUCUAAUUGUUAGUACCAUGAAUGGCAACGUUUUCUGCUUUUCCACCCUCUCACCUCACCAUCCUCUCAAGGAAUGGAGAUCACCAAACCAGGGUAGGAAUAAUGCUGCAUACCGAUAUAAUCGUGAAGGAAUUUAUGUCUCAGACGCAUCCCGAUCUUUUCACGAUGAAGAAGGCAAACAUUUCUGGGUGGAAAUGGAGAUUGUAGACAAAUACAGAGAAGAACCCUCGGGGUCUCAAGGACCUUAUAAUGUUACUACAACUUUAUUGGUUCCUGGGAAUUAUCAAGGAGAGAGGCGCAUAGCGGUCAAGCAGGUCUACAAUCAACGGGGGAAGCAGCGGGUGAAGCUGCCAACGGUACCUGUUCGAACAACAGGUACUGUGCUGGUGGAGAUGGUCGACAAGAAUGGACUAUAUUUCUCUGAUGAAUUUUCGCUGACAUUCCACAUGCAUUUCUAUAAGCUGCUGAAGUGGCUUGUGGUGCUGCCCAUGAUGGGGAUGUUUGGUGUCCUCGUUAUUCUUCGCCCACAGGACGGUGCACCUUUGCCAUCCUUCUCACGGAAUACAGAUUAGUGACUUUUUUGUGGUGUUGUUAAUGCUGGGAGCGAACAAUUGGAGGAAGGUUUUUGAUUUUCGAAUUAUACAAUGCUUAACGUGUUAUCGAAAGUUUUACAGUAAGCGUAAACUUUUCUUAUUCUUG
Elaeis guineensis (African oil palm) is the source of this 2816-nucleotide messenger RNA. RefSeq names its product protein DEFECTIVE IN EXINE FORMATION 1. Lineage: Eukaryota; Viridiplantae; Streptophyta; Magnoliopsida; Arecales; Arecaceae. The record is from RefSeq and is a predicted model, not a curated record. Gene Ontology annotation, molecular function: protein binding.